This is a messenger RNA of Penicillium brasilianum, 369 nucleotides long. Lineage: Eukaryota; Fungi; Ascomycota; Eurotiomycetes; Eurotiales; Aspergillaceae. The record is from the annotation of a GenBank genome assembly.
AUGCGUGAUGUCAAGUGCAGGAUCGAAGGUCUAGAGUCGAUUCUGCAGGGCCUUCGCGAUAUCCUGACAGAUGCCGGUCGGAUCGAUCCUCCGCUAGCGGGCAAGUUCAAAGUCGCCCUUCGUAUGAUCACAGACUGUGAAAGUGCCAUCCAGGAGCUUGAUGGUACGUCCUCGAAGCUUCAAAAUGGCCCUUCACAAGCUGCGCAAGGAGACUUCCCAGCACUCAAGACCGCUUCGAAACGAGCUCUUUACCCAUUCCGGCGUGACGCCCUAGUGGGCCUUUUAAGUGUUCUUGACGGGCUGCAGGAGAACCUUGACACUGCACUGGCUUUGUUGCAAAUGUAUGCUCAUUCUACUCCUGCUGUGUAA